Molecule: messenger RNA, 7836 nt
Organism: Ostrinia nubilalis (European corn borer)
Lineage: Eukaryota; Metazoa; Arthropoda; Insecta; Lepidoptera; Crambidae
Gene: Cad99C
Product: cadherin-99C
Exons: 32
Coding region: 418-5379 (1653 amino acids)
Biological process (GO): cell-cell adhesion mediated by cadherin; multicellular organism development; homophilic cell-cell adhesion
Cellular component (GO): adherens junction; catenin complex; plasma membrane
Molecular function (GO): calcium ion binding; cadherin binding
Source: RefSeq, a predicted model, not a curated record
CCCUGCCGCCCCCACUCCUUCAUUCAAUUCGAAUCCGCCGUGAAGUGUGCCGGUCGGUUGGUUGUCCGUUCGUUCCGAUCGCGCGAAACUUUUUUACGCUAAAAACUACGCAAGCAUCAAGUUAUUUUAUGUUUAUUACAAGUGAAGUGAGAACCUUGUUGGAUUAAACUUGGCGUGUGAUACUGCGUUGUGUUCGUACUGUGAGUGUGUUGUGGUCACAGGUGUCGCAUUCCAUAGGGGACGCCGAACGCAGCCUCUGUACCCGAACCUGUAGGCAGGUGAUCCGUUUAACUGCUCUAUUUGUGGAACAAUAAUGGCGGUGCGAUUAUGAGGUUACCGGCAAACCACUUUCAGAUGGACAACUGGAACAGAUAAUUUGAGUAAUGCGAACACAUCGGAAUUGUAACUGCUGGUGAGAUGGCGCGGUGGAGCGCGCUGGUGCAGCAUGGGCAAACAAUCUGGUUUCUGUUCUGCAUCCUACACACAGUAUGGGCGACACCUGGUCCAUGUGAAGUGGAAACAGGCCAGUCCAGUAUCAUAGUAGACAUAGAAGAAAGCAGAGGAAAUCAAGUAAACCAAAGCACAGUACCAGCCGAGCUGCCGAUCGUCGGCGAGCCAGAUGUGGACGUGGUGUUGUCCACCGUCUUUCCAAAAGGCCCGACGCUGUUCCAGCUGGAUGGGAAGCGGUUACAGCUGCUCCAGCCCUUGGAUAGAGACGCUGAUAACCUUUCGCAUAUGGUCUUCCAGCUCGUGUGCCAAGUGAAAGCUACUAAGAAGAGGCGGACAAUACCGGUGAUAGUCAGGGUGUCAGACAUCAACGACAAUGCGCCGGUCUUCCAGGGGCUCCCGUAUGAAACUAGUAUAUCUGAGCUGGUACCGAUCGGCACAACGAUAUUCGACGGCAUUCGAGCGCUCGACAUCGAUGCAGGAGUCAACGGUCUCUCAGAGUACUUCAUCAUACCAGGAGACAACAAAACCCUGGAGACCACGAACGCAGCGGACGGCUACGGGUACUUCGCGAUACCGAUACCCCAUCAGGGACAAGUGACAGUCAACAGGACCUUGGAUUACGAACGCACGCAGCAGUAUCUAGUCACUAUUGUUGCUUCUGAUCGUGCGCGCGAUACCAAGAGAAGACUGUCAAGUACCACGACGUUAACUGUCAAUAUACAAGAUGAUGAUGACCAGGAUCCUUCGUUCAUUUACAAGGGAUGCACGCUGCACGAGGGAGCUUGCUUCAACCCAGAAUAUUCAAGUUAUGUAAACAGCGGCGUCCUAGCCGGCAUUCUCACCAUCGAACCUGAGAAGAUCCAAGCUGUCGACAUGGAUACCUUAGACGCCAAGAUUCGUUACACCAUCGAGAGUGGAGAACCAGACUCCUGGGCCACAUACUUCUCUAUAGAUCCCAAUAGUGGGGCCGUGAGGCAGCUGAUGCCUGUUGAUACUAGCAUUGCGAAGAAGUUCCAGCUUGUUAUAAAGGCUGAAGAAGUGACAGAAGCCAAGCGAUUCACCACAGCCAAGCUGACCAUAACAGUGCGGCCAGUCGACGCUAGUCCACCAGUAGUAGAAGCAUCGUCAGAUGAAGGGCAGGUUGAAGAGAACUCGCCUAAAGGCACUAGGGUGCUGGAUGCGAGUGGAAUGCCGAUCAAGAUGAGCGUUUCUGAUCCUGAUUUGGGUCCCGGUGAUCCCGUACCAAUCUACACGUUCGAGUUGACGACGAACUUCUUCGACAUCGACAAAGAUGGCUUCUUAGUAGUCGCUGAAGAGAACCUCGACCGCGACCAGCCUAACAACGGCAAAUUCAGAUUUCAGGUUGUCGCAAGAGAAGCGAACGGAGGCGCUGCGUCCGCUCCGCUUUCUUUGGCGGUACAGUUGCUGGAUGUAAACGACAACGCGCCUGUUAUACCCAAGACGCAACCGAUCAUAGUGCCGGCGAGCUUAGAACCUACUGCAGUACAUAAGGUGGAAGCAUAUGACAUCGACGAGGGUGAGAACGCACGUAUAUCGUACAGCAUCUAUCACGUGUCUAACAAUGGAGGAAACAAGUUCACUAUUGACCCUAACACUGGUGUUAUAUCGAGCACCGGUCGCCUACAAGCGGGCGAGCAAUACAGCGUCACGAUUAGGGCUACCGACGCCAAAGGCCUGAGCUCCCAAGGCAUCGUAGAGCUGUCUGUAGCCCCCGGGCCUAAUACAAGGCCGCCGCAGUUCUCUUCGAGGGACUACUACGCUCCCGUGUCCGAAGGCGCUGCGAUUAAUUCUACGGUUACCACUGUUACUGCCAAAGACCCAGAAAACGAGCCAGUCACGUAUUCGAUAGUGUCCGGCAACGACCUCCGUCAGUUUGCGAUCGGCGCUACCACCGGCAUCAUCAUGGUCAUCAGAAGCCUGGACAGAGAAGUUCUGACGCGGUAUCAGUUGAUGGUGAAAGCAGAAGAUCCCGGCAAAUUAGCGAGCACAGCAACUGUGAAUAUCAAAGUCACUGACAUCAACGACAACAAUCCCAAGUUCGACGAGGAUUCCUACCUAUUCCAUGUAAAAGAAGGCGUGUCAGGCGAAUUCGUCGGCUACGUUCACGCCACAGAUAUAGAUGAAGGAGUCAACGCUUUAGUCAGCUACAGCAUUCCACCUCAUCUUCCGUUCAGUAUCGAUAAUGCCACUGGAUUGAUCAGUACCAACACUAAAUUGGACUAUGAGCAGACUAAGGAUUACGCGUUCGUAGUAACAGCCACCGACGGGGCCAUUGACAAAAGGUUCGGGACCGCAUCUGUCACUGUUCAAGUUGAAGAUAUUCCGGACGAAGUGCCUGUGUUCCCGCAAUCUUUGUACUCGGUUCACGUUCCCGAAAAUGCGGCCAACUAUCCUGUGGUUAAAGUUCACGCGGAAGACCCUGACACCACUCCCGAGAUAACCUACACGAUAGUGAUGGGCGAUACAGACUUAUUCUCCAUCGAGCGCAAGUCAGGCAUGAUCCGGACGCUGCGGCCUUUAGACCGGGAGAUGAUGGCGCGACACGAGAUUAUAGUCGGCACUGAAGAGAAUAGCAGCGAGGAACCCAGGGCUACUACUACUGUGGAAGUGUUGGUCGAUGACAAAAACGACAACGCGCCAAUCUUCACAUCGGUCGUCCGUCCGAUCACGAUCGAAGACUCCUCUCCCAUUGGCAGCCUAGUUCAAACCGUCACCGCAGUGGACGCCGACGCGACCGCUCCUAACAACCGCGUGCGAUACAAGUUGGUUGGCCGCGGGAAGGCGUCUAAAUACUUCCACGUGGAGCCCGAUACGGGGGCGGUGCGGGUCCGAGACGAUCUGCGGAAGGAAGCCGAUAGCGAAUACACUGUCGACGUGCAAGGGUUCGACCAAGGCGAGCCCGUGAUGUCUUCAGUCACCAGCCUGACUGUGUACGUCAGUCACUCCGCCACCGUUCCUCCAGAUGUGGGCCUCGGGUUCGCUGACACGCUGUACACUGAACACGUCGCUGAGAACUCGCCCAACGGGACGCUGGUACGAGUGCUGCCUUUGCUGAACAAGAGGGAACAUUCGCCGGACAUACCUUUGAAGUGCCGCCUUACGGAGUCGUCGCAAUCAGGAAUAUUCUACGUCAAGCUAACCGAAGACCGAGACUGCGCGAUCUACCUCAACACAAGCUCACUGGACUACGAGACCCUCUCCGAAUACUCCUUAGAAGUCCAACUGGAGUCCAUCCAGGGUCUCAUAAACCCGGAGACCAGUAAAGCAGUUGUAAAGGUCCACGUGACCGAUGUCAAUGAUAACGCGCCCGCGUUCGUGUUCAAAGAACAGAGCACGAUAGCUGGUGCUGUGGGGAAAUACUUCGCGAUUGUUACUAAAGAUAUGCUGCUGGAUACGAAUGUGCUGCAAGUCAAGGCUAAAGACAAAGACAGCGGCGACUACGGCAAGAUAGAAUACCACAAGCACUCCUGGCCCAAAGCAGCGGAGGAAUACUUUGCACUGGAUGCUGACACAGGAGUCAUAAGCAACGUCAAGACGUUUGACAGCGUGCCCAGUGACGUGCUGCCUUUCAAGUUCAGCGUGACAGCGAGAGACAACCCUAGUUCGCCACAGGAUUAUAAUAUUGCUAGAGUUUCUGUUGUUGUAAAUCUCCUCCAAAAAGAAAACCAACUUGUGGUAGAAGUUUCCAAUGUCAACACUGAAUCUAUGGGCCGCCGAGCGCGUAGCGUCCUCGCAGCCAUAGAGAAAGAGAGCGGGCUUGUCGCUGGUCUAGAGAAAUUAACUUAUAGACAUUACCUGGGAGUAAAUGGCACGUUAGAGAGUGAUACUAAAGGAACGGAUAUGUGGCUAUAUCUGGUCGAUCCUUCUACAGGGAGGAUAUUGACCAGAGAGUCAGCUUCUGCGAAGAAGGCCGUCGAAAGCGGCGUCCACAAAGCUGUAGCAGCCAGUCUACAAUCGCCAGUUAGUCAAGUGCGAGCGCCGUUAGUGCCCGCAGAGCAGCCCAGAAGGCCGACGCAUGUGGCCGCGGCACCUUUAGCUACGGCCUUACCGGCUGCCUUGAUAGCAUUGGCGGCUUUGGUUCUAGUAGCAGCAACUGCAGCCACGAUAUACAUCUGUGCUUCUUGGAACAGAAGGCCGACUCAGAAAGUCAUAGCCCUUUUAGCUACGGCCUUACCGGCUGCCUUGAUAGCAUUGGCGGCUUUGGUGCUGGUAGCGGCAACUGCUGCUACGAUAUACAUCUGUGCUUCUUGGAACAGGUACAAGAAACACAAAGAGCAAGCGAUCCAGCAGUACGGGACUCUUAGUAUGAGCAUGCCGCCUCCCAGACCGCCGUCGGGAUACGAGUCAAGUGAAGACGAGCCCGCGCCGAGAUACGAGACUCAGGUUCUCAACAUGGCGGUGGACGAUGCAGACUUGCAACUGGACUUCAGUCCAAACAACCACGCGUUCAACAUCCACAGUGUGCAAUAUUUAUCCAAAGACAAUGGAGAACGCAGCCCAACUCUCUCCGAAACAGCCACCACCGCAAGAGCGUCAAGCGUCAACGAGAACGGUGGUACGCUCAACAACAGUCACUUCGACACUUUGGCGAACAACUCAACCAUCGCUCGCAACACUCAGACCCUCAACCGACGAGUGCCUAACAACCACGCAUUGAACAACGCUCUAGGAACGUUACCGAGAGUCAACAACAAUAAUGUUGGUGGGGGAUUACUAGCAGCGACGCUUGGGAGGAAGAUAAACGGUGGGAACAACCAUAAGAAGAAAGCCUCGCAGCCGAUCAUGGCUUAUGAUGAAAUUCCGGGGCUGCAAAGGGCAUCAGAGAACGACAACGUCACGUUUGGCAAAAGAAACUUCACGGGUUUCUCGUACGACCAAUCACCGGUGGAGACCACGACGGAGCUAUAGUGACACUUUAAUAAAAUUGGAGUAGGUAUUUUAAUGAAAUGGUAUAGGUAACAUAAAUUUGCUUUACUUUUUAUUUACUCAUGUUUUUUUGGCUUUUCUGGCUCCCUUUAAUCCCUUUCCGUGAACUUGAAAAAUGUAAUUACGUUUAUUUAAAAAAUCCUGCUGUUUUUUAAGAAGAUAUUGUGUCAAAUAAGAUUCUGUCUUUAUAGUAACAUUAUUAUAAACAUUGAAUAUGUCUAAAAUGAAGACAAAACAAACAAAUUUAUGUUAUCUGUUUGUACGGUCGUCAGCACAUCAGCCUAUCCUAAAUUCUCAAUUGAUUUUCAACCUUUAUUCUAAUGGUGUAAAGUUAAAAAUGUUAUUAAAGAUGAGUGAUAGGUUGAUCUGCUGUUUUCGGUACUUUUAAGAAAGUGAGAGUAGAUAGAUCGAAAAACAAUAUUGAAAUGGUGAAGGCGAUGGAAUAAGUGUAUAGUGACUUACCAUUUGUUUUAAAGAAGUGAAUAACAUAGACUAAAAGUGAUAUACUUUCCGUCCGUAACACAGCACAUAGACAAACUAUGUGUUGAGUAGUUAGCAUAAUAUGUGUUCAACGAAUGUUAAUAUAUUUUAAGUAUGAUAUAUCGCCGACUGAAAAUACUUCAACGUGAUGAAAGUUGAUGUAAAUAACGAAUUUUUUAAAUAUUUUUGUACGUAAUUGUGUAUGCACUUACUUAGCGAUGGCUAGUCUUUUAUAAUAAUUGAACAAAUUGUGCAUAAUGUAAUAACUUAUGGAUGUGUAUAUAAUUGAGGCAUUACACAGUAGUGUAUAUUAGGUACCUGAGAUGUAAAUACAGGUACAAAAUAAUUUUGUAUAAAAUGUCAUUGUCGAGUCUUUGUCAUGAAGCUACAGAUAAAAAUGGAGGCCACACUCUGAAUACCUACUUGAAGCAUAAACUAAGUAUCACUAUCUCGCUCUCUGUGGGCAGACUCGCUCUUUCUAAAUAAACAAAAAAUAUAAAAUUGCUCAAAUUCAAUGAAAUUCAUGUAAAAUCUUUAUUUCUUGACAUAGGUAUCAUUAAAAAUGAUAAGUGUAAUAAUUACUGGUAAAACGUUUUAGGAAGAAAUUACUGUAAAAAAUGUGAAAAAUGCUUACAAUGAUCCAAUGUCGGAAAUCACGAAAUAAACACUUACGCGUGGAAUCUUAUGUCACUUCCAGGACACCACGUACUACCGCAACCACGCACUACAAAAUUUUGCACCAAUUCUUGUGAUAAAACAAUGAUUAUUUCCUGUAAACAAUCUCAAACGAAAUUAACUGCUUAAUAAACAAAAUAGUAAACAACCGCCAUGAUGGGCCGGAUUGGGCCGAUGUUGCCACAUGGUACCGAUUACCCAGGAAUUGGGAUUGUAAUUCCCUGAUUCGCCAACACAUUAAGCCUAAAUGGCCGACAAUUUUGUGAUUUUUUAUUUAACUAGGUAAUCUUAGUUUCAAAUGUUAAUUAUUUAUUUGUUUAACUUCUGAUUUGGUUAGUGAAUUGGCUAUUUCGAAGAAUUUACAAGGAGAUUUAAAUCAGAAGAUAGCAAUACUACAGUUCACACUAAAAAGAGAGGUAGGGCCGCAGAGAGCGAGAUAGAUAUAAGUAGGUAUUUGACUCAAGUUUUUGUUCCAACUCUGCCCUCCAUUUUUAUCUUUAGCUUCAUGGUCUUUGUUACCUAUUUAAAUCUUGCAUUUUUGAAAAAAAUUAUUGUAUCUAUCACAUUGAUGACAGUUUAUGUUUCGACAUACAUACUUGCCAGUGUUAGGGCUGUAUCACAUUAUAGUUGUACAGUCGCCUUUAUAUAAACCUAAAUAAAUGUCUUCGAUUGAUUUCGAACCUUAUGUUAAUAAAAUAAAGUUCAUAAUACAUUGAAGAUUUUUUGGUGUGUUGAUAUUUAGUUGACUGUACGCUAAUCAUUGAAGCAAAAGGUAGUUUUUAAUGUAUAUUUUUGUAGAAAAUAUAGCUUCGGUACAUGAGCUUUACGUGUAAGAUGUUAUUUUACGUGUAAAUACGUUCGCAUAAUACCCUAAUGUAUGAUAGAAAAAUAUAUUUUCAAGAUCUAUGUGUGGUUCAGUCCUAACGCGUUUGUUUUCCGUUUUUAUACGAAUUUUGUGCCAGUUAUUGUUAAAUGUAACUUUAAGAAUACAGUUUUGUACUUAUCAUAAUAAAAUAAGAAUGCUCAUUUUUUUUUUUCUAAAUAUUGAGAAGCGGAUUUGUGCCAAAAGUUUUAUAAAAUGAUUUUGAUACGUUUUUUAACAUUUGUAUGUAAUUAUUGGCUAGAUAAAUAAAAAUGUUACCUACCUAUUCUAUCCUUUGUAAAUGAAUUGUAAAUUUUAAUAUAAUUUUUAUUCCACUGUGAAAAUGAAUGUGUAAUAUAAUUUUUUAAAUAGAUUGUUCAUAUUUUUGUGGAAUAAAUUAAUUUUUAUUAUUAUUUCUUAAU